Messenger RNA from Labeo rohita (rohu), 902 nucleotides. RefSeq lists its product as uncharacterized. Gene Ontology annotation, molecular function: MHC class II protein binding; protein tyrosine kinase binding. Gene Ontology annotation, biological process: T cell activation; interleukin-15-mediated signaling pathway; positive regulation of ERK1 and ERK2 cascade. The transcript is spliced from 5 exons. Bases 36 to 902 code for a protein of 288 amino acids. NCBI's taxonomy places the organism in Eukaryota, Metazoa, Chordata, Actinopteri, Cypriniformes, Cyprinidae. The record is from RefSeq and is a predicted model, not a curated record. Gene Ontology annotation, cellular component: membrane raft; external side of plasma membrane.
CAUAUAAUGAAGAGGAAGACUGACAGAAAGAGAAAAUGGCUGAUAAGUGUCAUUUGUGUCUGCUGGGACUGAUCAUUCUCUCUUCACUUCUCACAGGUACCAGUGGAGUGGAUGAUGCUCAAGUGUUCAUCAGUUCUGGUGAAAAUGUCCAUCUGCCCUGUAAUAAUGCUCUUCAUGACUGCAAAUCAACAUAUUGGAUCUAUAACAGAUUCAGACAUUCAGCAGCAGUUGAACUAAUUGCUGGAGGGAUAAAGAAGAAAGACAUUGAGAGACAUGAGAGACUGAGUCUGGGGUCUGACUGCUCUCUGAACAUCAAGAACAUCACAAAAGAAGAUUAUGGAUUUUACAGCUGCCGACAAUAUGUGAAUGACAAACAACAAGGAACUGAUGCACCUGUUUAUCUGCAUGUUCUUCAUGUCUCUUCAUCAUCCUCACAGACUGAGAUCAGUGCAGGCAGCUCUGUGACUCUCUCCUGUCAGUUGUAUUCAUAUUCAUAUGCUGGAGUCUCUUGUGAUGAUUGGAUCCGUUCUGAGGGAAUUCAGCUGUUCUGGUUGAAUCAGGCUGGUGUUAAACUGAUAGUUUCAGGCACCAGAUAUCAGAAAUCAGCUCGAGGACACUGUAUCAGCACUCUGACUACAACACUCCUGAAUGAAGAUGACAACAGGGAGUGGAGAUGUGAAGUUACUCACAGAAAUCAAGUCAAGACCUCAGUCACAUAUACUGUCAAGAGUUCAGCUCAAGAUAAAACAAUCACAACAGUGAUUUCAGUCCACACCACACACUCUGAGGAUCACAUAACUAAAGCAAGUUCCUCCACUAAAUCCAGCUGUGAGAAGUGCAAAGUGAUGGAGAGGAUGUUCAGGGUUCAUGCCAGGAAUCUUACUGAAACUAGAGAAGCGUAA